Molecule: messenger RNA, 4824 nt
Organism: Phacochoerus africanus (Common warthog)
Lineage: Eukaryota; Metazoa; Chordata; Mammalia; Artiodactyla; Suidae
Gene: WSCD2
Product: WSC domain containing 2
Exons: 10
Coding region: 1272-2966 (564 amino acids)
Source: RefSeq, a predicted model, not a curated record
UGAGGGCGCUGCUGGCGGCAGCGGCAGCGGCGCGGGGAGCUGGGGCUGGAGACGUGAAGUCCGGGGGCGCGAGCGAGGCAGCGACAGAGAGAUAGAAACAAGGCGGUCAGAGCCCCGCACCGAGCCGCAGCCAGCUCUAGGCGCGCAGCGGCCCCGGCAUCCCGGGGCGGGUGCUUGCGCGGGGCCUCGCCGCGGCCCGGGGCACCCGCAGUGCCGCCCGCCCGCCAGCCCGCCCGAGCGCCACGCUCGCCAGAGCCUGGCUUUCACUUCCUCUCGCCUCCGCCCGCCUCCUCGGCUCGCCGGCUGGCGUCGCCACCGCCUCCUUGUCCCCGACCACCGCUGUCGCCGCUGCUGCAAUCCAGAACGCACACUCUUCCACUUUCCCGCUGGAGGCGCGGAGGAUGCCCCUUGCACCAGACCCAAAGAAAUAAACCCCGAGCCUGGCUAGAGGAGCCUUGGUGGCUAGAAAGAAAAACCAGAUUCCGCUUUCCUUGAUGCCACUGCAGCAGCUGGCAGCUGGGAAGGCGCCCACAGAGCGGGAGUGCCAAGUGGGACGCGGGAGUCGCAGAGAAAGAGCCCCCGGGCGCAACUGGGCUCCCCUGGCAGAGUUUGCAAGUGGCUGAGACCCUCAGGAGCAAGAAGGAUGAGAAGGAACUAUGAUUAAAGGACUUGAGGGGUUCAUCUACCUGGAGAAGUGUUUGAGAUGGAAGCCCUGAGCCUUAAUGCUUGACCAGAUGAAAAGUUCGCCAGCUUCUGUUUCCACCAGGUGGACAUGUCAAGCUUGGUCCCCAGCUGAGGAGGAGGCCAGAAAGAGCCCUCAGUGAAAUAAUCCAAGCCCUAUAGGCCUGAGCAACUGGAAAAGGCAAGAAGUGAAUGCCAGCUGCUAGAGAACCCUCGUAAAAUCCUCCUCCAAUUGCUAUUUUCAAAAUUCUUUGGGAAUUCUGAGGCAAAGAACAAGAUGUAGGGAAAUGGAACCAACUCCUGGGUGUCCCAAGCCUCGAAACCCCUUUCAUGGCUCAAAAAAAGCUCACUUUGGCCUCAGGAGAACUGGUGAACUCUGUCCUCCAUUCUCUUGGCUUCAGCCAAGUGCUGGACUUGCCUUCUUGCUUUGACCUUGGCAGUCACCUUCACAGAGGGAUUAAGACUGAAGACCCCCAGGGGCUCCAUCCCUAAGGGAAGCUUGAGAAACAAAGCCCCCCUCCAUUCCCUCCCUGACCUCGACCCCCAACCCCCAGCUGAACCCCAACGAUCCAGUCCGGAAUGAUCCCGCUAUGGCCAAGCUCUGGUUCAAAUUCCAGCGGUACUUCCGCAGGAAACCUGUCCGUUUCUUUACCUUCCUGGUGCUCUACCUGACGGCUGGGAGCCUGGUCUUCCUUCACUCUGGUUUUGUGGGUCAGCCUGCUGUCUCCCAGAACCAGGCCAACCCUGCCGUGGGGGCCCCAGCGGAGGGUGCUGAGUUGCCCUUUUUAGGUGACUUCAAUCUGGGCAGAGGCUUCCGGGACACAGGUGAAGCCUCGAGCAUCGCCCGCAGAUACGGACCCUGGUUCAAGGGCAAGGACGGGAAUGAGAGAACCAAGCUUGUGGACUACGGUGGAGCCUGGAGCCGGGCCCUCAAGGGGAGGGUCAUCCGGGAGAAGGAGGAGGAGCGAGCUAAGUACAUCGGCUGCUACCUGGAUGACACCCAGAGCCGGGCCCUUCGAGGUGUGUCCUUUUUCGACUACAAAAAGAUGACCAUCUUCCGUUGCCAAGACAACUGUGCAGAACGGGGUUACCUGUACGCUGGGCUGGAGUUCGGUGCCGAGUGCUACUGCGGCCACAAGAUCCAGGCGACGAACGUGAGCGAGGCGGAGUGUGACAUGGACUGCAAGGGCGAGCGGGGCAGCGUGUGUGGUGGCGCCAAUCGCCUCUCGGUCUACCGGCUGCAGCUGGCCCAGGAGUCGGCCCGCAGGUAUGGAAGUGCAGUUUUCCGAGGCUGCUUCCGCAGGCCUGACAACCUCUCCCUGGCCUUGCCCGUGACGGCUGCUAUGCCCAACAUGUCCGUGGACAAGUGUGUGGACCUCUGCACAGAGAAGGAGUACCCGCUGGCAGCCCUUGCUGGCACUGCCUGCCACUGUGGUUUCCCCACCACGAGAUUUCCCCUCCACGAGAGAGAGGACGAACAGCUCUGUGCCCAAAAGUGCAGCGCGGAGGAGUUUGAGAGCUGUGGAACCCCCAGUUACUUCAUCGUGUACCAGACGCAGGUCCAAGACAACCGCUGUAUGGACAGGAGAUUCCUUCCAGCCAAGUCCAAGAAGCUCAUCGCUCUGGCCAGCUUCCCAGGUGCUGGCAACACGUGGGCUCGCCACCUCAUUGAGCUGGCCACUGGCUUCUACACUGGCAGCUACUACUUCGAUGGUUCACUCUACAACAAAGGGUUUAAAGGUGAGCGGGACCACUGGCGCAGUGGGAGAACUAUCUGUAUCAAGACACAUGAGAGUGGCCAGAAGGAGAUAGAGGCCUUUGACGCAGCGAUCCUGCUCAUCCGCAACCCCUACAAGGCCCUCAUGGCGGAGUUCAACCGGAAGUAUGGUGGACACAUCGGCUUUGCUGCCCAUGCCCACUGGAAGGGCAAAGAGUGGCCAGAGUUUGUGAGGAACUAUGCCCCAUGGUGGGCCACUCACACGCUGGACUGGCUCAAGUUCGGCAAGAAGGUGCUGGUGGUGCACUUUGAGGACCUGAAGCAGGACCUCUUCGUGCAGCUGGGCCGGAUGGUCAGCCUGCUGGGUGUGGCCGUCAGGGAGGACCGGCUGCUCUGCGUGGAGAGCCAGAAGGACGGCAACUUCAAGCGCUCGGGGCUCCGGAAGUUGGAGUACAACCCGUACACGGCAGACAUGCAGAAGACCAUCUCUGCCUACAUCAAGAUGGUGGACGCGGCCCUCAAAGGGAGGAACCUCACAGGCGUUCCCGAUGACUACUACCCCAGAUGAUGGGUCAGAGGGGGGAAGGGGAGCUGGGAGUCCUGACCAAGCAGGCCCUGGGGACUUAAGAGCCCUGGGGAUCCCCACCCAUCAGUCCUGACUUUGGUUCAGGGACAAUCCCCUUGGCUGCUCUUGGCCUUUGGUGAGUUUCCUGCAUGAUGAAGGAGGCUCGGGGAAGAGAUGUGUGGGCACCCCCACCUACUCACACCCCUUUGGAGAUGGAGGGACAGCUGGUCUGGGGAGUUCCAGCUACAUGGACCCUUCUCUGUCUCCCAUGUCCCUGCCCCAGCUACUACUCUGGGCUCCACUUGUGGGAAGGAAGGCCCAUGGGUGUCCUGCAGACAUGAGUGACCCACCGCUGGUAUUGAGACCCCUGAUACAAGAGCUAAAGGCAAUGAUGUAGAAAAAAGUGGACCCAGACUCUCUUCUCUGCUGAGCUGAGCACUCAUAACCUCCCCCUCUCCUCUCUACCCAGGAAGCACUGGCACCAAGUUUUAUCCGGGCCACUUCUGUUUGAAGAAAGAUUGGGAAAUUUCUCUGUGGCCUUAGGUUUCUGACAGUCUGGGGGUGGGGGUGGGGGACAGUGGUGCUCAGAGUAGGACAAUUGGCACCACCACGUGGGGUCACUGGCCUCCCAAGCCCACCCCCAGGUCAUCCUGCUCCUGAGAAACAAUCUGGUUGCCUGUCCACCUCUAGGGCUGGGAUUCUGCCCUUGUCCUCCCCACUGUAUCCAGGAGGUGACCCACUUCCAAGAUUCCUCAGGCACCAACAGUUCUCUUGCCAAGAUGGCCACGUGCCAUGUGCAGAAUCUGAGCAAGAACAAGACCCCUGAUAACACACCUCUUCAUUGUGGGGUCCAAUGCACUGGCCUGACACUGCCCUUCCGACCUCUACCAGUGGGUCUUUUUCGAUCCAAGCGAGAGAAUAAGAGUGCUCCAAAUCAGGUGGAACCAUGACCAAAAGAGACCCCCACUAUCUUCCAAGACCACUGACCUCCCUUUGAUCAUAGUCCAAUGCGGCCAGCUUUCCCUGGGAGCCCUUUAAGGAAUGGGGUGAAUGGGAUGGUUCUUCACGUUCGUACAAACGCUGCUCUUUUUUAAAAAACUUUAUUGAAGUGUAGUUGAUUUACAGUGUUGUGUUGAUUUCUGCUAUAUAGCAAAGGGACUCAGUUAUCUGAUGCUGAGACAUCAAACCAAAGGAUUCCCAAGGACUCGAGUCACCGAUCAUCUGUCUUAGAAAGCACUGAUCCGGGAUCUCAUCUCCCCCCCCCCCCCACAUUGGGUACCAGAGGUUUCACAUCCAGGGCACACCUGCGCACCUGCACCAUCCCCCACCAUGUAGAUGCAAAAGCCAUAGAUCACAGGUCUCUGCUGUUCUGUCUGGAGCAGCGCCACCCCUCCAGGAAGACCCCUCUGCAGCCUUGGCGUGCGGGUGAAUGCCCAUUCCCAGAUAGCCAAGAGACUAUGGAGAAGGCAAGUGUAAAGAGAUAUAUUUUUUUAAGAGGAAUAUAACUAAUACAUUCCACCCCCUUGGAACCUGGCCAUGCAAAGAGAAGGGCCUGGGGAUGAGACCUAUGAUUCUCUUCCCUGAUCUCUUCAUCUAUAGGAUUCAGGUCACCCCAGGGCCAGCCAGGGGGUUCUGAAUCUAUUUUGUACCAUGUUUCUUUGCCCUGGGCAAAUUUCUAGCCUUCUUUCCCAAAGCAGUAGAGGGCUUGGCCUCCCCUCCCACUUAGAGGUAAGCUCUCUCUGGAGGACUCUUUGUCUGAGACCUGGGCAAGCUCUUUGCUGGUGGUCACCGCAAGCCACCAGCCUCUGAAGAUUCCUCAGGUCAACACCAUCAUUAAAAGCAAGUUUUGUUGAUAAUUCUA